Messenger RNA from Trichomycterus rosablanca, 5031 nucleotides. It is a transcript of the gene kank1a, whose product is annotated as KN motif and ankyrin repeat domains 1a. The transcript has 13 exons. Gene Ontology annotation, molecular function: protein binding. Bases 374 to 4300 code for a protein of 1308 amino acids. The record is from RefSeq and is a predicted model, not a curated record. Gene Ontology annotation, biological process: negative regulation of actin filament polymerization. Gene Ontology annotation, cellular component: cytoskeleton; cytoplasm. Lineage: Eukaryota; Metazoa; Chordata; Actinopteri; Siluriformes; Trichomycteridae.
UUUAGCGGAGUUCUUUAUUAUUUAGAGUUCUUUGUUAUUUAGAAGAAAAAAGUUUAAUAAAAGACUAUAUAAAGGUAAACCGUGGGUUAACAUUUGUAAAGUACGUCAGUAAUAACUACCUGGCCUGGAGGAAAACCGGCGGAGCUUGACGCAACAGCUUCAUGAUUAACCUGCACGAGCGUUUACACAGAAGGUAAGGUCCGUCAGCCCAUGAAGCGCUUCCACCAGACCACACGCAAAAUUUACAGGAUAUUGGUUUCUGAAGUCUAAGGUCAACAACAGGUUGCAUGGUAAACUAGUGUAACCUUGAUGCAUGGCGUUUGCAUGACCCCAUUCAGCACCUGUGUGGGGUUGAAAGUAACUGGCUGCAGCCAUGGCCCAAACCACUCCACUUAACGGCAACCUUGCAGAAAAAGAUGAGGGUGACAAAGACUCUGUGCCCCCCUAUAGUUUGGAAACCCCUUAUGGUUAUCAGAUAGACUUGGACUUCCUCAAGUAUGUUGAAGACAUAGAAAGGGGCAACACAAUCAAGAAGCUGAACAUUCAGAGGAAACCCAAAGUGGCCAGGUCUGUGCCAGCCUCUCAGUCUGGUGGUCAGCCUGAGUGGACAUCUACAGACUCUUUGUCCUCAUCAAACAGUGAUGAAAGCAAGCAGUCAUCAGUCUUUUUUACAUCUCAGAACCAGCUAGCCUCCCUGGGCCACAUUACCCAAGCCAAUGAAGCCCCACAGGCAUUUGUGAACUUAUUUGAGGCCAAGCAGCAGCAAUUGCUGCCCCCGCCUUCACCUCGCCUCCCUCGGCACAACGUUCAGGUGGAAAAAACACUAAUGGAGACUCGGAGGAGACUGGAACAGGAGAGGUUACUCAUGCAGCCACCGGCAGAGCCACCUCGCAGGCGCCUUGCCAGUUUUGGUGGGAUGGGCUCCAGUAGCUCCCUGUCGUCUUACAGUGGCUCAUAUGGAGCAAGCCAGAUCUCACCAAGUUCAGUUUCUCUGCAGUAUAAUGGACAUCUGGCCAAUGGUGAUUAUAGUCUUUAUGUAACAUCCUCUAUGGGCAGCUCAAUACGACACAGCCCACUCAGUUCGGGUAUGACCACACCAGUGACCAGUAUCAGCCCAUUGCAUCUACAGAAUAUUCGAGACCAAAUGGUGGUGGCUCUCAAACGGCUUAAAGAGCUGGAGGAGCAGGUGAGGAUCAUCCCAGUCCUUCAAGUCAAAAUUUCAGUGUUGCAGGAGGAAAAGCGACAGAUGGUGUCACAGAUGAAGAACUCAAAAUCAGCUGGCCAACCUGUAGGCUUUCGAAAGCGUUCUUACAGUGUAGGCAGUGCUGAACAGUAUGAGUCAACAGCCCAGCUUCAGGCUGGCUCAGAGUUACACAUUGUGGAGCCAGAAAGUAUGGAACAGAGCUCUCAAAGACUACAGGAAUUUCGGCAGCUGACGGCUGAAGUCCAGGCUUUAGAGAAAAAUAUCCAGGACGCCAACGUGGAGCCAGAGCUUGCACAAAACCAAAUACAGAACAGCACAAGCCAAAAUGCCUUGCAGAGGCAGUGGAGUCGUGAAAGCAAGUCGAUUGGUGUUGGAGCGGAUGAGAACAUGAAUAAUGUAGUAAUCUACAGGAAGUCACCAGGGCAGAGCAAGGAUGUUGCCAUAGGGACUGAGUAUGUUGAGACAAGGUGUGCAGGAGUUGGGGUGACUGAAGCGAUGCUGGGUAUGAGCACAGAGACAGAGGCUGAGAUAGAGCUGCAGCACCAGACCAUUGAAGCUCUUAAAGAGAAGAUCUAUAGACUGGAGGUACAGCUAAAGGAGACCACACAUGAAAUGGAGAUGGGCAAACUCAAGCUAGAGCUCCAGGUAGCUGGCUCAAGAAAGAAACUCAACAAAGGCACACUGGCUAGGCCUGAGAUGCGCAGCACUUCAGUAGAGGUCAAGGUCUCAACACAGAGUCAAGGGGUGGGAAACGAUGCUGAACAGUGUGAUAUCACGACAGAACAUAUACCACAAACACACAAUGCAGCUGUCUGUUGUAAACCAGAUGUAAGGGAUGUUGCUGUGGGCCCAAAUUUGCCAAUGCACAGGUGGAUUGUGCAAGAAUGUGUGGAGGUUCGAGAUCAAUGCAUUGGAAAAGAGGUUGUAAUGUGCCACCAGAAAGUAGGGGUAGAAGUAGAUGUAUGCGAGGUGGGAAUAAACACUGAGUUGACUGCGGAAAGUUUAGAUAAGUUUAAGACUGAGUCCAUACAGUUAAAGGAAUCCAGGACCGUUGGAUGUGGUGAUUGUACAGUGGAUGUAUUAGUUAGUCCCUUUAAGGAGCUUUUGUCCAAGAGCAUAGCAACUGACCCAGUUUGCAGAACAGACUCGGCGGUAAUGGUUUUGCCCACAAUGUAUUCUCAACACACAAACACAGAAGUGAAUACUGUUGGUAAGUUCACCAACACAGAGAGCAUCACCCUUGUUGAUUCUUGUGUUAACACUCAACCAGAUUUAAAAGACAAGGAAACCAUUACUGUCCCACUAGAGACUCGUACUGUCGCUGUUGGUGAAGGUCUUGUAAAAGAUAUCCAGGCGACAGUGAAAACUCGCUCCAUUGCAGUGGGUACUGCAGCAUCAGAGGAGACUAUUGAGAAGGCACCCACUACCAAAACCAAAGAAAGUGGGGUUGGACAAGCUUCUAUACAUGAGAACUUUCUGGUAGGUCUCAAGACCCGGAACAUAGCUUGCGGCCCUUCUCAACUACCAGACCAGAAUGUGGAGAAGAGUGUGGCUGUGGGGCACAUGGUAGCGGCAGAGACUUUGCUCUUACAAAACAAGGCAGGACCUCGGGUAACCUUGGACCACUAUAUAGAGAGGGUGCAAAAGCUCCUGCAGGAGCAACAGAUGCUGCUGGCUGAGAAUUACAGUGAACUGGCGGAUGCUUUUGCUCCACCUCAACAGUCUCAGUUUAAUUCCAUCAACAGCGAACUGGUAACCACACUGUCGUCCAUCAACUCAGUAAUGAAGUAUGGCAGCAUCGAGGACCUUCACAACCUGGACCUGCAGAGCCUGCAAGGAGGAGAUUCUGGUAAUGUCAGACAAGGUACACAGAUUGCCAGUUCCUGUCUGUCCAGUGCCAGGCCUGAAGUCGAUCACCCAGACAGUGCGUGUGCCGAGGACACCGCGACCAAUGAGCAGAGCCGCAUGGACCAGCAGAUGUCCACUGCUCUCCAUGGUGGUCAAAGUGCCCUAAAAUCUAUCAUGAAGAAAAAAGAUGGUCACCAAGGAACCCACGGCACUAAAAAGAACCUGCAGUUUGUUGGUGUAAAUGGAGGGUACGAGUCAACUUCAAGUGAUGACACUAGCUCUGAGGAUAGCAGCUCUUCAGGCUCAGAUGGGGAAGAGGAUGAUACAGAAGGGCUGGGGAACGUAAAGGAGCGAAGAACAGAGCAGUUUAAUAAUGAGCAAGCCCAGGAUGUACAAAGAAAUGUUACAGAUUUUGAUCAGGAGAGCAGGGAGAGACACGAGUUAAGUGAAAAGAUGCUCUCUGCAUGCUACGUUCUUAAAGCCCACCUGAGUGACCCUAAGGCUUUAUCCAGCAAAGAAGUGAGAACAUGCAUGAACACAGUGCAGCUCGAGUGGUUCCGCAUGUCCAGUCAGAAGACAGCAGAGGCAUCCAUGGUGGAGGACUACAUAAAUGCUUUCCGGAACAUCUCGCCUGCCCUGCUGGAGCAUGUGGUCAACAUGGCUGAUGGCAACGGCAACACCGCAUUGCACUACAGUGUCUCCCACUCCAACUUCCACAUCGUCAAGAAGUUGCUAGAUGCAGACGUCUGCAAUGUCAAUCAGCAGAACAAGGCCGGCUACACCCCCAUCAUGCUUGCUGCAUUAGCUGCGGUUGAGGCCCCAAAAGACAUGAGGGUGGUGGAGACGCUGUUUAGCAAAGGGGACGUCAAUGCCAAAGCCAGCCAGGCCGGUCAGACGGGGCUGAUGCUGGCAGUCAGUCAUGGCAGGAUGGACAUGGUCAAGGCCCUGUUGGCCUGUGGUGCUGACGUCAACAUCCAAGACGACGAAGGUUCCACAGCACUUAUGUGUGCCAGUGAACACGGCCACGUGGAGAUCGUCAAGCUGCUGCUGGCUCAGCCAGGCUGCGAUGCCACGCUCAACGACAAUGAUGAAAGUACUGCUUUGUCCAUCGCUCUGGAAGCUGGACACAAAGACAUAGCAGUAUUGCUUUACGCCCAUGUCAACUUCUCCAAAGCACAGUCACCAGGAACGCCUCGACUUGGUAGAAAGACUUCCCCGAGUCCCACUAGGAGGGGCAUGUUCGAUUAGAGAAGCCCCACACCUUCACUUUUUACGUGCUGCUAUUACUUAUGAUUCAACUGUGCCUAGCAUUUCUGUCUGGUGAUCCACCAAACCCUGAUGAUAGAACAUCACAUCAUUUAUUCAGCACUUUUCUGCAUUAAUGUCAGUCAUGUUCUAUUCACUUUGAGAUUGAGGUCAACUACAUAAAUAGGGUUAUAUUUCUGGUUGUUGGUUCAUGCUAAAUAAGCUCUCUUCACUUUAUUUUAUGCCUGAAAUCACCAGCAUGUGACAUUCAUGGAGAAAAGGCAUUGCUUAACAAGUGUCAGUGUUCUGAUGUCAGUUAAAUUCUCAGCAAGCCUUACUUAAAACAAUGUAGAUAGUAAAUUUAUGUAUGUAAAAUGUAUCGUUUUAUCCAUCUGCAGAUUUCGUAGACUGUUUUUAAUAAUAAAUCAGUUUUAAAUGGCCGAGAUUGCCUCAACUCAAGCUUUAUAUUCGAAAUAUGUAUAUAUAUCUCAGAUUUGCAAACACUCGGCUGCAAAUCUGUCUUUUUCUGUCAAUGUCCUGGUAGACAUAUGUGAUGAAAGCUUGGAUUACAAAUCUCUAUUUUUCCAUUGCAGUACAAAUCUAGAUUGGACAAAGUGCUUACUUUUAUACAUACCAUUUUAUUUAAUAAUCACAGUAUUUUGCAUCAUUACUGUUACAUGCUAACAGACUAUGAAUUUAAGAAAUAUUUAUCAAUAAAGUUUUAUUACAACUAA